Molecule: messenger RNA, 2849 nt
Organism: Cryptomeria japonica (Japanese cedar)
Lineage: Eukaryota; Viridiplantae; Streptophyta; Pinopsida; Cupressales; Cupressaceae
Exons: 2
Coding region: 1512-2516 (334 amino acids)
Molecular function (GO): protein dimerization activity
Source: RefSeq, a predicted model, not a curated record
UAUAUUUUUUAAAAACCUAAUAACUUUCAUAAUUAUAAUAAUUUCACUUUUAUUUUAAAUAAAUUAUUAAAUUUAAUUUUAUUAUUUAUAUAUUUAACAUUUAUAAUCUAUUGUUUAAUAUUAAAUAUUAAUAUUUUUUUUUUAAUUUGUUGUAGAAAUCAUAAUGGCAACGACUACUAGCUCUACUCCUCAAAGCUCUACUCCUCAACGGACUUUCAAAACUGACCCAAAUUCACCUUUAUGGAAAUAUGUCAAAAUAAUAGACCAAGUAAAAGGUGGUGGAACAUUUUUAUGGAUAUGCAACUUCUGUAGUACGAAAAAAACUAGCUCCUACAGUCGUGUCAAAGCCCAUUUUUGUGCCAUUCCCCAACAAGGAAUCAAACCAUGUCUAGGAAAGAAUGGAAAUGGGAUGUCACCUCAAGAAAUAGCAGGAUAUAUUAGAGAGCAAGAGGAAGCAGAUGCAAGAGUUGGUCGUGCCUCAAACCAUCCUUUGUUGACAAGAAGAGGAAGUAAAUCAAAGAGGCCCCCUACUUCUCCAUCUUAUAGCGAUUUUCCUGAUAUCAUGGUAGAGAGCCACCCAUUCUUGGACCCAAUUAGUGAAGAACCUGUUAUUGUGAAGAGAAGCAAGGGACCAUUAGAGAGAGCAUUUAAGAAUGAUGCUAGAGAGAUUGCAGAUCAAUCCGUUGGAAGAUGUCUAUAUGCAAACGGUUUGUCAUUUAAUGUGGUACGAUCACCAUAUUGGCAGGAUAUGUUGAAAAAGGUAAAUGAGGCUCCACAAGGGUACAUAGGGCCAGGUUAUGAGAAGGUGCGUAGCACCUUACUAGCAAAGGAGGUAAAAAACAUAGACAAUGCAUUGGCUCCCAUUAGAAAUUCAUGGAAACAAACAGGGGUGUCCAUCAUUUCAGAUGGAUGGAAGGAUACCAAAAAUCGGCCAUUAAUUAAUGUAAUUGCAGUGUGCCCUAAAGGGGCAAUGUUUCUGAAAGCUGUGGAUUGUGAAGGACAGGUGAAGGAUGCACAAUUUAUUGCUAACAUCCUUAUACAAUGCAUUCAAGAUGUGGGACCUCAAAAUGUUGUCCAAGUAAUAACGGAUAAUGCAAAGAAUUGUAGAGCUGCAGGUAUGUUGAUUGAGACACGGUUUGAACACAUAUUUUGGACACCUUGUGCUGUCCACUCUCUCAACCUCAUGCUACAAAAGAUAGGCAGGAAAAUAGAUUGGAUCAAACAAAUUUAUGUUGAGGCUGAAGAGAUCCAAAUAUUCAUCACAAACCAUAACAUGUCACAGGCCAUUUUCAGAUCAUUUUCACAGUUGGAGUUGCUAAAGGUAAUUGAAACACUUCAAUUUUUAAAAUCUACAUUUCACUUUGAUGGUUACUUAAUUUUUUUUUUUUUAUCAUGUCUUCUUUGUAUUCUAAUUUUUAUUUUUAAUUUUUGAAUAGGUUGCCGAGACCCGAUUUGCAUCCAACACAAUCGUCUUGAGGCGACUUGUGAAGGUGCGACAGCCACUUGCUAGCAUGGUAAUUAGUCAAAGUUGGUCCCUAUGGAGGCAAUCCAAUACUGAAAGGGCAGCAAAUGUAAAGCGCAUGAUCCUAGAUGACACUUGGUGGGAUCGAGUGGAAUAUCUUUUGAGUUUCACUGAGCCCAUCAUGAGUAUGAUCCGUUAUACUGACAUGGAUCACCCAUGUUUGGGAGAGGUAUAUGAUGGCAUUGACUCGAUGAUUGAGAAAAUGAAAGCCAUCAUCAAUGCAAAAGAGCAAGAUCCCGAAGAAACUUUCUUCAAAGAGGUUCAAUCAAUUUGUGUUGAGCGGUGGAACAAAAUGACCACCCCACUACAUCUUCUUGCAUUUGCAUUGACUCCCAAAUUUUAUAGUGAUGAAAUGCUUGCUAAGCCAUCAAGGGUACCACCAUAUAGAGAUUCAGAAGUCAGUGAAGGGUGUAGGACAGCACUUACUAAACUCUUCCCAGAUUCUGAAAUGGAGGAUUUAAUGACAAGUGAGUUUGCUGAUUUUGUAGCCUCCAAUGGUCAAAGUGUUUCCGCUCUCUGUGACAAGUAUAAAAAGGAUUCUCAUGCUUGGUGGUACCUCAAUGGCCAUACAUCACCAAACCUUCAAACUCUUGCAAUCAAAGUUUUAUCGCAAGUUGCUAGUUCCUCUUCAUCUGAGCGAAAUUGGAGCACAUACUCCUUUAUCCACUCAGUGAAACGCAACCGACUGGCAGCAAGUAAGGCAGAAGAGCUCGUUUAUGUGCAUUCAAACUUGCGCCUUCUUACUCAUAAACAAAAUGAGUAUAAGGAUGGGAGCACAAAGUUUUGGGAUGUAGAUCCAGAGCGAACUGAUUUGGAUUUUUCAGCUGCCACACAAUCUUUACUUUCUGGGGAGUCUGAUAGCCAAUGUGCUGCUAGUGCAAGUGGCAGUGAGGCUGCAUGUGGUUCCAGUACUCUACCUACAUCAUCUAAUGUCAAUGAUGAUGUUGAUCUUGAUCUUCCUAGUGACCCAUAUGAUGCUAUUGCUGAUUAUUAGUUGUGUCAUUUUAUUGUUGAACGGUUGAGCCAGUGAACAAUGAAUUCGAUAUCUAUCAUAACAUUCAAAGUUUGUAAUUUUGUUAUAGACUUAUAGUUAUAUCAAUAUGAAUCAUAUAUGAUAGUUCCAAGUUUUGUUUAGCAUAUGGAUGAUAUGUGGGAUUCUAAAUUUAAUUUUUGUUUCUACUUAUUAGAGUGUAUAUAUGUAUAUAUUUAUGAUUUUUACAUUUUUUUGUACGGACGUACCCAUACGUACCCAGGCCCCCCCUAAAAAAAAUGCCGUACCAGCGUACCGUACCCACGUACCCGUACCCGUACCCGUACCCGUACCAGC